GGGCAGUGCCUGAUGUGCCUGAUCCUCUACUUUCUGCAGUCCAAGGGAAAAACGAGAUCUUGCACAAGGCGCCCCACAUCUCCCUUGCCCAGAGAAGAGCGACAUGGAGCCUCUCCGGCUGCUCCUACUGCUGUCUGUCACAGGACUGUCCCGAGCCCACAACACCACAGUGUUCCAGGGUGUGGCAGGCCGGCCCCUGCAGGUCUUCUGCCCCUACGACUCCUCGAAGCACUGGGGGAGGCGCAAGGCCUGGUGCCGACAGCUGGGCAAGGAGGGCCUGUGCCAGCGGGUGGUCAGCACCCACCGCUCAUGGCUGCUGUCCUUCCUGAAGAGGUGGAAUGGGAGCACAGCUAUCACGGAUGAUAUCCUGGGUGGCACACUCACCAUUACGCUGCGGAACCUUCAAGCCCCUGAUGCUGGCCUCUACCAGUGCCAGAGCCUCCACGGCAGCGAGGCUGACAUCCUCAGCAAGGUCCUGGUUGAGGUGCUGCCUGACUCCCUUGACUCCCAGGACCCUGGAGAUUUCUGGGUCCCCAAGGAACCGGAAAGCUUUGAGGAGGCCCAAAUGGAGCACAGCAUCUCCAGGAGCCUCUCUGAAGAGGACACCCCCUUCUCACACACUUCCAUCCUUCUCCUCCUGGCCUGCAUCUUUCUCAGUAAGCUUCUAGUAGCCAGUGUCCUCGGGGUUGCAGCUUGGCGUGGGUGGAAGCUGAGGACACCCCCAGCCAGUGAGCUCAACCAUGACCGUCAUCCAGGGCACCAGCUCCAAACUGUGACAGGGCUGAGAGACACCUGACAGGAGUCCAGAUGGGAGGAGAGGCCUAGAAGUCCAGCCAGGGAUCAGCCCACCUGUACACUCGCCCUCUCAGCCACCAAGACUUCUGGUUCUGCCCUGGCAAGAGGCCACUCUGCCUGCACCCUGUUUCCCCAGGCCCCUAGGAGCAGGGACUUCUUGGGGAGAGGGGUGUGAAGGGCCAUCUGUCAACUU
Molecule: messenger RNA, 988 nt
Organism: Trichechus manatus latirostris (Florida manatee)
Lineage: Eukaryota; Metazoa; Chordata; Mammalia; Sirenia; Trichechidae
Gene: TREM2
Product: triggering receptor expressed on myeloid cells 2
Exons: 5
Coding region: 104-796 (230 amino acids)
Biological process (GO): positive regulation of ERK1 and ERK2 cascade; positive regulation of calcium-mediated signaling; positive regulation of phagocytosis, engulfment
Cellular component (GO): plasma membrane
Molecular function (GO): transmembrane signaling receptor activity
Source: RefSeq, a predicted model, not a curated record